AUGGCGGUCGUAAAUGGGGCCGGUUACAUCGAGCUUGGACUUGCCCACUACAAGCACGGAAAGGAGUGGUGGAGUCGACCGUUGCCUCAAACUCAAUUUGCAGGGCGCUUCCAGACAAGGUUCGAAACGAUCAAGGGUCUGUGGCGACGGGCCUCGCUUCAGGGACACGAGAAGGUAGGUCUAUAUACGCUAUAA
Purpureocillium lilacinum is the source of this 195-nucleotide messenger RNA. The record is from RefSeq and is a predicted model, not a curated record. Lineage: Eukaryota; Fungi; Ascomycota; Sordariomycetes; Hypocreales; Ophiocordycipitaceae.